AUGAGUGGACGUUCGUGUCACAAGGCGAAUACAGUAGACGCUGUUGAGCGCGGACUUUUGAACUAUGAGCUUGACCUGCAGCGGAGAACGAAGAUGGCGCAGGACAAUAACCGUCGUCGCCAGGCGCUCAGGGUCGCAGCGGUACUGGUCAUUAUGGCCGCCACGGCAACUGCUCUGCUUGCAUACCUUUCGACCGGAAGCAUAAGCCAGGAAAGGACCGGCGAAAAGCGGCUUCAACAGAGGGAUCUGAAGUCCGCAACGCCACCGGCCGAAAAAGACCUCGUGAAGCCGGGGUACAAGGUGCCCGACUGGGCAAACUACUCCGGAUCCGGCCCCAAAAUCAACAAUUCAGAAGUUGGUCAAGGCGGCUUUUUCGGCAGCAUGGUCACCGCUUGUCAUAACGACAAUAGUACGUCAGGAAUCGAGAGUUGUCAACCACCCACUUCCGGUAACCGAAACCUAUGCGUAACCGUCUACCAACUGGACCCGGCCAAAACCAUCCAUCGCGGUUGCGCCGAAUUGGCGAUUCAAGACGUCCAGCAAUCCUCAUUCUGCUUUGACAAGGAACAAAAAGUCCAGUGCUACUGCACCACCACCAAAUGCAAUAAUAGCCGCCUC
Molecule: messenger RNA, 618 nt
Organism: Mesorhabditis spiculigera
Lineage: Eukaryota; Metazoa; Nematoda; Chromadorea; Rhabditida; Rhabditidae
Source: the annotation of a GenBank genome assembly